Molecule: messenger RNA, 2670 nt
Organism: Eutrema salsugineum
Lineage: Eukaryota; Viridiplantae; Streptophyta; Magnoliopsida; Brassicales; Brassicaceae
Product: potassium transporter 9
Exons: 9
Coding region: 226-2670 (814 amino acids)
Biological process (GO): potassium ion transmembrane transport
Cellular component (GO): membrane
Molecular function (GO): potassium ion transmembrane transporter activity
Source: RefSeq, a predicted model, not a curated record
UCCAAUUCCCGCACAACGAUAAGACAUUACUUGCUCUGUAAUAACUCGAGUCGCUUCUUAUACUCAGAAAACCAAAAAAGUUUCAAUUUUUGGUCUCAUCUCAGGCGAAAGUGCUCCAAAUGAUUAUCGAUUUCUAGGGCUCUGAUUAGUAUAAUCGGAGGAAUUAGGGCUGGAUUCAGUUUAGGGGAAUAUUCGAGCUCUGUUGUUUCCGGAUUACACAAGAAAAUGGCGGAAAGAGUAGAAGAACCUGUAACAGAAGGAGAAAACACGAUUGAAGAAAGACAAAUAGGAGCUAUGUGGGAUUUAGAGCAGAAACUUGAUCAGCCCAUGGAUGAAGAAGCUAAUAAGCUCAAGAACAUGUACAGAGAAAAGGGAUUAUCGUUGUUGAUGCUAAUGAGACUAUCAUUCCAAAGUCUAGGGAUAGUUUACGGCGAUUUAGGGACUUCUCCAUUGUAUGUGUUCUACAAUACAUUCCCUAAUGGAAUCAGUGAUAGUGACGAUGUAAUCGGAGCUCUUUCUUUGAUCAUUUACUCUCUUUUUCUUAUACCUCUCAUCAAGUAUGUCUUCAUUGUCUGCAAAGCAAAUGACAAUGGUCAAGGUGGUACUUUAGCGAUAUACUCGUUGCUUUGUAGACAUGCUAAAGUGAAACUAAUCCCAAACCAGCAACGCAGCGAUGAGGAUCUCACGACUUAUAGCCGAACUAUCUUCCCUGAAGGGUCUUUUGCUGCUAAAACCAAGAAGUGGUUGGAAGGUAAACAUUCUAGGAAGAGAGCUCUUCUGGUCAUUGUUCUUCUCGGGACUUGUAUGAUGAUCGGUGAUGGUAUCUUAACUCCAGCCAUCUCUGUUCUUUCAGCGACUGGUGGGAUCAAACUCAGGAGUCCAGAUAUGAGCGGCGACAUCGUUGUGCUUGUGUCUAUAAUCAUUUUAAUAGGAUUGUUCAGUAUGCAACACUACGGUACAGACAAAGUGGGAUGGCUCUUUGCGCCUAUCGUGUUUAUUUGGUUCCUUUUCAUCGGAGGCACUGGAAUAUACAACAUCUGCAAAUACGACACAAGCGUUUUGAAAGCGUUUUCGCCAACAUAUAUAUACUUGUACUUCAAAAGACGAGGUCGAGAUGGUUGGAUUUCGUUAGGUGGCAUUCUUCUCAGCAUAACAGGCACUGAGGCACUAUACGCAGACAUUGCUUAUUUCCCGUUACUAGCGAUACAGCUCGCCUUUACAUUUUUUGUGUUCCCUUGUCUUCUUCUAGCAUACUGUGGCCAAGCUGCGUAUCUUGUGAACCAUAAGGAUCAUUUCAAAGAUGCGUUCUAUGCAUCCAUCCCAGAAAGUGUAUAUUGGCCAAUGUUUAUAGUCGCAACAGGAGCUGCAAUCGUUGGGAGCCAAGCUACUAUCUCAGGAACUUAUUCGAUAAUCAAGCAGGCCGUGUCUCAUGGGUGUUUUCCUCGAGUGAAAAUCGUUCACACUUCCAAGAAGUUCCUUGGUCAGAUCUAUUGCCCUGAUAUUAACUGGAUACUCAUGCUCGGCUGCAUAGCAGUCACUGCUAGUUUCAAGAACCAGAGCCAAAUCGGAAAUGCAUACGGGACUGCGGUUGUGUUCGUGAUGCUUGUGACCACAUUACUAAUGGUGCUAAUCAUGCUUCUCGUGUGGCGGUGCCACUGGAUCCUUGUGCUUAUAUUCGCUGUCCUCUCACUGGUGAUGGAGCUAUCGUAUUUCUCGGCCGUGAUCUUAAAGGUCAAUGAAGGAGGAUGGGUUCCUCUCAUCAUAGCAGGGGUUUCUCUUCUUGUAAUGUCCGUUUGGCACUACGCAACGGUCAAGAAAUAUGAGUUUGAAGUGCACAGUAAAGUUUCCAUGAGUUGGAUACUCGGUCUCGGUCCUAGCCUCGGUCUUGUUCGUGUCCCUGGGAUCGGUUUAGUCUACACAGAGUUAGCGAGUGGUGUCCCUCACAUCUUCUCUCAUUUCAUCACUAACCUCCCUGCGAUUCACUCAGUGGUAGUCUUUGUCUGCGUCAAGUAUCUUCCGGUUUACACCGUCCCUGAAGAAGAGAGGUUUCUUGUCAAGAGAAUCGGACCAAAAACAUUCAGAAUGUUCCGCUGUGUAGCCAGGUAUGGUUACAAAGAUCUACACAGGAAAGAUGAUGAUUUCGAGACAAAACUGUUGAACAACAUCUUCUCGUUCAUCCGAAUCGAAACAAUGAUGGAGCCAGGUUCGAACUCAAGCACCUACAGCAGCGCGUAUUCAGUCAAUCAUACACAAGAGUCCAGAGAUGCAUUGAUCCAUAACAACAACAACAACAAUCACCUGAAUAGCAUCAACGAGAACAGUAAUAACAACAUGGAUAUGUUCUCAUCUAUCGUGGACUGCACGGUAUCGAGUUUAGACACUAUAGUUCCCGUUGGUUCACCACUUAACGCGGUGAGUUUCAGUCAGAACAACACGGUGGAGGAAGAGGAGGAGGAUGAGUUGGAGUAUCUAAAGACUUGUAAAGAGUCAGGGGUUGUUCAUAUUAUGGGAAACACUGUGGUGAAAGCAAGAAAUGGAUCAUGGCUUCCAAAAAAGAUUGCUAUUGAUUACGUUUAUGCGUUUCUUGCUAAGAUUUGUAGGGAGAAUAGUGUUAUCUUGCAUGUUCCUCAUGAAACCCUUUUGAACGUUGGACAAGUCUUUUAUGUCUAG